UUUUCGUAACCGGAAUGCCCGUUGUUUUUUGCAGAGCUGCCGAGGACAGCAGUGCAAGAUGACAGAGAGCAGUGUAGGAGGCCGGUGCGACAGACACUUCACCGAGAGUACUCCCAUUCGAUGACCAUGGAGUCAAACCGCACGGUCUGCAACCCUGCCAAGUACAGGGUCAGCAGUAUCGUCUGGGUGGCCGGCAUCCAGUGCAGCCUGGCAGUGGUCGCCCUCCUUGGUAACCUUCUCGUCAUCGUGUCCGUGUGCCGAUGCACCCGACUUCGCACCAUCACCAAUUACUUCGUGCUGAGUCUCGCCUGUGCCGACCUGCUCGUCGCACUCAAUGUCCCUUUCUACGACGCCUUCUACUUUUUCGAGGAUCUGUCGUGCCAUCGCAGGCUUUGCAUGCUGCGCUACUGGUUCGCCACGUAUUCGACCGCCUGUUCCUCCUUCAGUCACCUGGGCGUCGCCGUUGACCGGUACGUGUCCGUGGUGCACGGCAUAUCGUACCACCGCCUCAUGCGAUACCGACUCGCCGCCGGCUACAUCGUGUGCGUGUGGAUCUCAUGCCUGUUGUACAGCCUCUUGCCUUACAUGGGCAUCGGCGACAACGAGGACUACCCGUUAGGUCUGGACGCCGUCCAUGUCGUAUGCGACCUUAGUUACGUCUAUUCCCGAAUCUACAUCCUAGUGACAGUCGGCAUCUCGACCGUUGGCACAACCCUGACUCUGGUUUUGUACUUCUUCGUGUUCCGUGCCUCGUGGAAACACCUGAAAGCUGUGGCGUCCACCAGCGACGUUCAUCAACGAGUGAAACAAGAGGCCCGGACCGCGUGCACCAUGGCAUUGGUGUUAACCGUGUGUAUUCUGGGAGUUCUCCCAUAUUCCAUCAUAGUCCUCAUCCCUUUCUUCGCCGACUUGAGCACCAGUCUGCAAGUGCACGUAAAACCGUACGUGAUCUGUCUGUUCUUCGGCAAGUCAUCUGUGAACCCCGUCAUAUAUGGAUGGAAGGCUAAGGACUUCAGGGCCGCCUUCCGAGAAUUUUUGUGCCCUCGGAAAUUGAACGGUGCGAGGCCAACGUGAGUGCAACUUUCGCGAAACGGCUUGUGGCUGUUGUAUUCAGAAAGGGACCUUGAGGUUACAGAUGCAGCGCAUGUUGUUUCUCAUUGGACUGAAGUCCUGUAGGUUUUGUGCGUAAGUUGCCAUUUUGAGCACACCCUUAUAAAUUGCCCGUUUGUACAAUAUCAGAAACAAAGACCGAAUCUGCAUUCACUGAUGAACAUAAUCUUGCUGACCGAACCGCAUUACUGUAUGACAGGUUAGUAGGAGCUGGUUGGUGUUGCCGUACGAUAAUGUCGAAGUCUGGGUCAGUUGGUACAUAACGCUGAAACAUUGUGUGUGCCACAUCUCUCCUUUGUCCGUCGUCUUUCUGACUGGUUUAUUCUUUUGCCGUACGAGUGUGUCUGUUAGUGAUGCAAACUAUCGGUAGAUUGACUAUCGAUAGCAUUGAUAGUCUUUUUUUUAGACUAUCAAUAGUCUAAAGAAACAAUCGAUGGUAUUACUGAUAGUGAAAUCGAGAGUACCAUCAGUGGUAUUACUACCGAUAAUGCUAUGAAUAAUUGCUGUGAAUAAUUAUGUUGUUGUUGGCCCUCGAUAUUGCCAAACAUUUGCGUAACCUAUACUAUCAGCAAUACUCAGUUUAAUUUACGGCAUUUUUUGGUGAAAGAAACCAAUUAGUUCUGCAGUUAGAAUGCUGCAAUAUGUCCAUAAAUAAAUUCAUAUUCAAAUUUAACUAGUUACACCUUGCAAUUAACGAACUUAGUUCUUGAUAUUGUUAUUUUGAAAUAAAGAAAAUUCAAUAAAAAGUUGAGGCCGCGCAGUUCGGCCACAUGUAACGGCUUCCUUUCCGCUACUGCUGGUCAGUUUACCAUAAUUAUCAAGUGUCAGGCAAGCAUUUUGUUCAAAGAACACAAGCAUGUCAACUUUCUUGCCCUUCAGCCUGCUCCACCAUAUACCACGCACUCGAGGAACCAAGUUUAUGCUGCAAUGAGCUCGCGCGGUUGAUUUUAUACAGUUGAUAGUACUGUCGAAUUUACUAUUGAUAGCGCUAUCGAUAGUUUGAUUUCUACUAUCGAUAAUACGAUAGUGACUCAACUGAGAAUGGGUGAUAAUGCGAUGAUGAUUGAGAAUGAGUGAUAAUGCGAUAGUACAGUCAGAUUUGUACCUAUAAUUUGAUGCGUUUACGCCAUACCCACCCUUUGAAAGGGUGAGUAUUGACUUUCUCAUUCCGUCGAACUUGUGGAACAUUUCGCUUCUGACGAAUAUGUAAAGACCGUUGUUUGUAAAAUGCUUGAGUGCCACGUCAUAAUGCACAUCUCUGUGCAUCAAAAUAACACGACACCUUAAAACCUGUAAAUAAUGCCAGCAGUCACACAAAGCGAAUCGUCACAUAACAUCAUCAUUGAGAUCUGAGUUCCUUAUUGCAGAGCCUCAAUGGACAAGAGCGAUCUCACUUCGUUACAACCUGCAAUGUUUCAUUUGCAACUGUGUCGUUUGUGGAUCGUAUUUUGGACCAAAUAAAGUAAGU
This is a messenger RNA of Rhipicephalus sanguineus (brown dog tick), 2578 nucleotides long. Its product is annotated as adenosine receptor A2a. The record is from RefSeq and is a predicted model, not a curated record. Gene Ontology annotation, biological process: G protein-coupled adenosine receptor signaling pathway; adenylate cyclase-activating G protein-coupled receptor signaling pathway. Bases 121 to 1074 code for a protein of 317 amino acids. Gene Ontology annotation, cellular component: membrane. Gene Ontology annotation, molecular function: G protein-coupled receptor activity. Lineage: Eukaryota; Metazoa; Arthropoda; Arachnida; Ixodida; Ixodidae. The transcript has a single exon.